AUGACGACCGUGUUUCCUACGCAGCGUUUGCACAACAAGACGGUGCUUGUCACGGGUGCCUCAGGCGGGAUUGGCAAGGAGACCGCCAUCCUGUUCGCGCGCGCUGGGUGCAAUGUGAUUCUUACCGCACGUCGAGCGGAAGAGCUCGCUGUCGCCGCCACCGAAUGCUCGCUCGCCAAUCAGCAAGGCCAGACGGGCGCGGGCGGAAACUUUGUCGCCAUCACACUCGACAUGCGCGACCGCAGCCAGCUCGACGGCCUGCUCUCCUCACUCCCUGACUGGGCCAAAGACAUUGACAUCCUGGUCAAUAAUGCCGGUCUCGUCCUCGGCACUGACAAAGUCGGCGACAUCUCGCCCGACGAAAUCGACGUCAUGAUCGACACCAACGUCAAAGGUCUCAUCCACCUUACACAGAUUUUUGUGCGAGAAUUCAAAAAACGCAACUCGGGCCAUAUCAUCAAUCUCGGCAGCAUCGCCGGUAGAGAAGGCUACCCGGGAGGCUCCAUCUACUGCGCCACCAAGUUUGCGGUAAAUGCCUUCACUUCGGCGCUGUUGAAGGAGCUCGUGGAUACGCCGAUCCGAGUCACCGAGAUUCAGCCAGGCAUGGUCGAGACCAGCUUCAGCGUGACCAGAUUCCGAGGCGACAAGAACGCCGCCGAUAAGGUGUACCAGGGUCUGCAACCGCUCAGUGGACAGGACAUCGCUGAAGAAAUCGUCUGGGCCGCCAACAGGCCGCCGCAUGUCAACAUUGCCGAGACGCUCGUCUUCCCUGUCAACCAGGCCAGUCCGUACCAUGCUUACCGUGGAGGAAAAUAG
Mycosarcoma maydis (corn smut) is the source of this 816-nucleotide messenger RNA. Its product is annotated as putative NADP(+)-dependent dehydrogenase. NCBI's taxonomy places the organism in Eukaryota, Fungi, Basidiomycota, Ustilaginomycetes, Ustilaginales. Gene Ontology annotation, cellular component: cytosol. The record is from RefSeq and is a predicted model, not a curated record. The transcript has a single exon. Bases 1 to 816 code for a protein of 271 amino acids. Gene Ontology annotation, molecular function: oxidoreductase activity.